AUGGUUUCGCAUAUUAAAACUAGAGAAUAUGCUAAACCUCGAACAGGAGAACCCUUCUUCGAGUGUUUUGAAGAAAUAUCAUUAAAAAAUGCAGUCCUGACUUAUUUUGCAUUUUUACUUCUUAAUCUCCUCGGCAGAUUACAAGAUUUCUUGCGGAAACAUGGUAUUCUUGAUAAUCCAGCUUCUAAGGAGAACCCAUUAACCAAGUCAUUUGUCCCUCUUUACUCGGAUUAUGAAGCCUUUUAUACAAGAAAUCUCUAUCGACGUGCCCGAGAUUGUUGGAAUCGACCUAUUUGUUCAACUCCUGGACCGGAAAUAGUUCUCAUGGAUCGAGUCUCUUAUGACAGCUGCUGGACUUUCGAAAUGACUAAUACUACUACAAAAGUAUUAAACUUUGGCUCAUAUAACUACCUCGGAUUCGCAGAGCCUUCUGGACCUUGCAUCGAGUCAGAUAUUAAAUCCAUAGAAAAAUAUGGACUUGGCAUCGCAAGCUCACGUCUUGAAGUCGGCACUUUAGAUAUCCAUGUAGAGCUGGAGAACCUAGUAGCUGAAUUUGUUGGUCAAGAGGCUGCUAUUGUUUUCGGAAUGGGCUUCGCUACCAAUGCUCUUAGUAUGCCCCGUAUUUUUGACAAGAACUCCUGCAUAAUCAGUGAUGAACUGAAUCAUACCAGUUUGAUUCUAGGAUGUCGUUUGUCGGGUGCUACCGUUCGACGGUUUAAACACAAUGACAUGGAUGAUCUUGAAAGGUGUCUCAAGGACGCUGUUAUUUACGGAAGGCCUAGAAGUCGACGACCCUUCUCGCGCAUUUUCAUAAUUGUGGAAGGCAUCUAUAGUAUGGAGGGCAGUAUUGCUCAUUUGCCGGAAAUAAUCGCGCUGAAGAAGAAGUAUAAAGCCUACAUCUACUUGGAUGAAGCUCACAGUAUUGGUGCGUUGGGUCCUCGUGGUCGUGGGGUGGUGGAUUACUUCGGUGCCGAUCCCAAGGACAUUGAUAUCGCCAUGGGGACAUUCACAAAGAGCUUUGGCUCAUCGGGUGGUUACCUGGCCGGAACGAAGAGGUUCAUCGACUUUGUACGCACAGAGUCCUACAGCUCAAUUUACGGUGGUACUAUGCCUGCUCCUGUGUGUCAACAGAUUAUCACUUCAAUGAAGAUUAUUAUGGGAAGAGAAUGCCCUGGCGAGGGUGAACGGAGGUGUGUGCGCGUAAUAUAG
Molecule: messenger RNA, 1209 nt
Organism: Rodentolepis nana
Lineage: Eukaryota; Metazoa; Platyhelminthes; Cestoda; Cyclophyllidea; Hymenolepididae
Source: the annotation of a GenBank genome assembly